AUGGAUGAAACGUGUCAUUUGCUGAAGGGAAAUGGUUCUGUCUCAUCACCAACUGUUCUCAUUAACGUGGGAGGACGAAGAGCAAGGCUGUCACACGAAAUGAUAGCUCGCCUUCUGGACGACUGCAGGCUGUCAGCGUUUUGCCGCAAGUCGCAUAUCGAGAGAUUGACCGAUUGCGAUGCCUAUUUUGAACACGCCGACGAGUACUAUUUCGAGCGGAGUCCAGUAAUCUUCGAGCUACGCUACGAGUUGGAGUACUGGCGGAUUCCCGUGCACUUCCUCUCGCCUUGUUGCACUCUCGAAGAUAACAGCAGCAUCAGCAAGAAGAUAAAUGAGAAGAUUGCUCGCGAGUCCAUCUGCCCUCCGUCGUCGUUCGAAAAAGUCUGGAUAGGACAGAUACGGUAUUACCUCUACCGGUUACUAGAGAAUCCGCAAUCAUCCCUGGCAGCAAAAGUGUUCUCUAUCGUCUCUGCUUGUUUUGUACUGUUUUCUCUACUAGGUUUGAUUCUAAGUUCAAUGCCCGAACUGCAGGAUGAGCAUAAGGAACCACAUCUGGUUCUGCAAUGGCUAGAGAUGUGCUGUAUGGCGUAUUUCACUGCUGAGUAUCUUGCACGAUUUUCCGUUAACCCAAUGAAGGCUAAAUUCGUGCGUUCACCUCUCAAUGUGAUUGACGUGCUGACCAUUCUUCCAUUCCUCAUCGAAAUGUUCAAUGAAUUGCAGUGGAUGAAAAACUUUCGAGGAGCAAUGUUAGUGGUUCGAGUUAUGCGGUUAGCUCGAGUGGCCAGAAUCUUCAAGCUGGCUAGGUACAGCACUGGUUUACGAGCGUUUGGUGAGACGAUGAAGAAGAGCGCCGCAGAGCUGAGCAUGCUCGGCAUGUUCUUGCUCACAGGAAUUAUGCUGUUUUCGACUGCUAUUUAUUUCUUUGAACGAGACGAACCAAACUCGAAGUUUUACUCUAUUCCUGCGGCCUGCUGGUGGUGUAAUGUGCGAAACGUCGGCGAAGUGUGUAAAUAA
This is a messenger RNA of Angiostrongylus costaricensis, 1014 nucleotides long. Lineage: Eukaryota; Metazoa; Nematoda; Chromadorea; Rhabditida; Metastrongylidae. The record is from the annotation of a GenBank genome assembly.